AUGUCAGGUGGAGUAGCACCCAUAACACUAACAAACGAGGAGAAACCAUCCCUCCGUCGCCGGCAAGGCUUCCUCUCCUUCAACCAACUCAACGCCCUCGCCCUUAUCGUCGUCUUCUCCGCCUCCGGCAUGGUCGGCGUCCAAGACUUCGCCUUCGUACUCAUCUCCUUCUUCUACAUGUUCUUCAUCGCCAAGGUCGCUUUUCCGACCCUCUCUUCCAACCCCGAACCACCUGUUUUCGCCGAGCACAAACGCCUCCUCACCAUCUACGUCUCCAUCGGAGCCUUGAUCGGACUGUUUCUCCCGGUGGUCUACAUACUUCACGGCGUUUUAGAAGGAGAUAAAGAAGGUAUCAAAGCAGCCGCACCCCAUGUUUUCCUUCUAGCUAGUCAAGUGUUCAUGGAAGGCGUGACGUUUUCCGGUGGGUUUUCUCUCCCGAUCAGGGUUUUUGUGCCGGUGGUUUAUAAUUCGAUGAGGAUGUAUUCGAUAUUGGAUUGGGUAAAGACCGAGAUGAUGAAAGAAAACACAGUGGAUCAUGGAAGCAGCAGAAGGUUGUAUGCGGGAAGAUUGCUUGCCAUGGCUAAUAUGGUGUUUUGGGGGUUUAAUCUUUUUGGGUUUUUGUUGCCUUUUUAUCUGCCAAGAGCUUUCAAGAAAUACUAUGGGUAUAGCCAUGAUAACAAAGAUUCAUAG
Lactuca sativa (garden lettuce) is the source of this 690-nucleotide messenger RNA. RefSeq lists its product as uncharacterized. The record is from RefSeq and is a predicted model, not a curated record. Lineage: Eukaryota; Viridiplantae; Streptophyta; Magnoliopsida; Asterales; Asteraceae.